Molecule: messenger RNA, 5054 nt
Organism: Zalophus californianus (California sea lion)
Lineage: Eukaryota; Metazoa; Chordata; Mammalia; Carnivora; Otariidae
Gene: NLGN2
Product: neuroligin 2
Biological process (GO): chemical synaptic transmission; neuron cell-cell adhesion; synaptic vesicle endocytosis
Cellular component (GO): cell surface; postsynaptic specialization membrane; synapse
Molecular function (GO): neurexin family protein binding; signaling receptor activity
Source: RefSeq, a predicted model, not a curated record
ACGCGCGGGGCUGCUGCGGCUGCUCCGCCGGCGGAUCAUCACUCUCGGGCUGGGAUGGACGCGGGGCGGGUGGGCCCUGGCGCGCGGAGCCAGGAGUCCGGGCCUCCUGGCUUCUGAGCAUCCCCCGAAGCCUCCCCCCUUACCCCUGCUUCCCCUCCUAGGAGCCCUGCCGACCCCCACCGCGGGGCUCCAGACUCGGCUCCCGCCCUCCUCUGACUCCCUGGACCUCCCCCUCCCGCCCGCCCUCGGGAUCGACUAGAUCCCUCCCCCUCCCCGAGGAUUCCGGCUGGAUCCCUGCCCCUGCACCGCGGAUCCUGCGUUCCCGGGCUCCGGGCCCCUGGGGAUUGCCGUGGACACCUCCUCCUGCACCCGAUCCCUUAGGAUCUUCCGCCGGUACCACCUUCUGGUCCCUCGAAGCCAGCCCACGGAGCCAGUGGAUUCCCAAUCCAGUCCUUUCUCGUUGCCCCCUCUUUGCUCCGCCGGCCCCACUGCGGGGUUCCCUGUUCUCGGGUUCCUCCUGACCCCAUCCCCUACCUCUCCUUUCCCCGGGGAUCGACUGGGUCCCGGCCCCGCCCCCCGGGGCUGGGGCGAUCCCCCUCCCCCGCCCGGUGAGGCGCUGCGGGCGGGGGCUGGGCCUGCGGGGCCGCGGGGGCUCAGAGGCCGCCGCCCCCCUCCCGAAGCCCGUCCGCCCCCUACUCGGAGCCCUGGAUGGAGGCACCACGGCCCCAGGGCUGAGCCAGAUCGGGCCUGCCUUCACCUUCUCCCACUUCCUUCCCCUUCCCCACCCCUUGCCCCCUCCAUGGAGAGGAACAGACCCUUUCUCUGUCCAGUCUAACCCAGGUCCCUCCCCACCCCCCUCCUCCCUCCUUUCCCCCGCCCCCUCCUCCCUACUGGGGCGAGGGGGGGCCUCCCUCCCUCUCCCCCCCCUUCUCUCUCUCUCCGAGGGGGGGGGUCCCGGGGAGGGAGGGGGGGUCCCCCGAUCAGCAUGUGGCUCCUGGCGCUGUGUCUGGUGGGGCUGGCAGGGGCUCAACGGGGGGGAGGGGGUCCCGGCGGCGGCUCCCCGGUUGGCCCAGGCCUGGGCCUCAGCAGCCUCGGGGAGGAGCGCUUCCCAGUGGUGAACACGGCCUAUGGGCGAGUGCGCGGCGUGCGGCGCGAGCUCAACAACGAGAUCCUGGGCCCCGUCGUGCAGUUUUUGGGCGUGCCCUACGCCACGCCACCCCUGGGCGCCCGCCGUUUCCAGCCGCCCGAGGCCCCCGCCUCGUGGCCCGGCGUGCGCAACGCCACCACCCUGCCGCCCGCCUGCCCGCAGAACCUGCACGGGGCGCUGCCCGCCAUCAUGCUGCCCGUGUGGUUCACCGACAACUUGGAGGCGGCCGCCACCUACGUGCAGAACCAGAGCGAGGACUGCCUGUAUCUCAACCUCUACGUGCCCACCGAGGACGAUUCUCCAGAUGGGUCCUUUCUGCUGCAGCCCCUCCCUCGCAGCCUGGGGGAACAGGCAGGUGCCCGGCCGGCCCCGAAGAGGGCCUUGUGUCCGCUCACAAAAAAACGUGACGAGGCGACGCUCAAUCCGCCAGACACAGAUAUCCGGGACUCUGGGAAGAAGCCGGUGAUGCUGUUUCUGCAUGGCGGCUCCUACAUGGAGGGCACCGGGAAUAUGUUCGAUGGCUCCGUGCUGGCCGCCUAUGGCAAUGUCAUCGUGGCCACGCUCAACUACCGCCUGGGGGUGCUCGGCUUUCUCAGCACCGGGGACCAGGCUGCAAAAGGCAACUAUGGACUCCUGGACCAGAUCCAGGCCCUGCGCUGGCUCAGUGAGAACAUUGCCCACUUUGGGGGUGACCCCGAGCGCAUCACCAUCUUUGGAUCGGGGGCCGGGGCCUCGUGUGUCAACCUUCUGAUCCUCUCUCACCAUUCGGAAGGGUUGUUCCAGAAGGCCAUCGCCCAGAGCGGCACGGCCAUCUCCAGCUGGUCUGUCAACUACCAGCCGCUCAAGUACACGCGGCUGCUGGCCGCCAAAGUGGGCUGUGACCGGGAGGACAGCGCCGAGGCGGUGGAGUGCCUGCGCCGGAAGCCCCCCCGGGAGCUGGUGGACCAAGACGUGCAGCCCGCCCGCUACCACAUCGCCUUCGGGCCCGUGGUGGACGGUGACGUCGUCCCCGAUGACCCUGAGAUCCUCAUGCAGCAGGGAGAAUUCCUCAACUACGACAUGCUCAUUGGCGUCAACCAAGGAGAAGGCCUCAAGUUCGUAGAGGACUCGGCGGAGAGCGAGGACGGCGUGUCCGCCAGCGCCUUUGACUUCACCGUCUCCAACUUUGUGGACAACCUGUACGGCUACCCGGAGGGCAAGGACGUGCUUCGGGAGACCAUCAAGUUUAUGUACACCGACUGGGCCGACCGGGACAACGGCGAGAUGCGGAGAAAGACUCUGCUGGCGCUCUUCACAGACCACCAGUGGGUGGCACCGGCUGUGGCCACUGCCAAGCUGCACGCCGACUACCAGUCCCCUGUCUACUUUUAUACCUUCUACCACCACUGCCAGGCUGAGGGCCGGCCCGACUGGGCGGACGCAGCGCAUGGGGACGAGCUGCCCUACGUCUUUGGCGUGCCCAUGGUGGGCGCCACCGACCUCUUCCCCUGCAACUUCUCCAAGAAUGACGUCAUGCUCAGCGCUGUGGUCAUGACCUACUGGACCAACUUCGCCAAGACUGGCGACCCCAACCAGCCGGUGCCGCAGGACACCAAGUUCAUCCACACCAAGCCCAACCGCUUCGAGGAGGUGGUGUGGAGCAAGUUCAACAGCAAGGAGAAGCAGUACCUGCACAUCGGCCUGAAGCCGCGCGUGCGCGACAACUACCGCGCCAACAAGGUGGCCUUCUGGCUGGAGCUCGUGCCGCACCUGCACAACCUGCACACGGAGCUCUUCACCACCACCACGCGCCUGCCCCCUACGCCACGCGCUGGCCGCCGCGCCCGCCCCCCCGGCGCCCCGGGCACCCGCCGCCCGCCGCCGCCCGCCACCCUGCCACCGGAGCCCGAGCCCGAGCCAGGCCCGCGCGCCUACGACCGCUUCCCCGGGGACUCCCGAGACUACUCCACCGAGCUCAGCGUCACGGUGGCCGUGGGCGCCUCGCUCCUCUUCCUCAACAUCCUGGCCUUCGCCGCCCUCUACUACAAGCGGGACCGGCGGCAGGAGCUGCGGUGCCGGCGGCUCAGCCCCCCCGGCGGCUCGGGCUCCGGGGUGCCCGGCGGGGGUCCCCUGCUCCCCGCCGCCGGCCGCGAGCUGCCGCCCGAGGAGGAGCUGGUGUCCCUGCAGCUGAAGCGGGCCGGGGGCGUCGGGGCGGACCCCGCCGAGGCCCUGCGCCCCGCCUGCCCGCCCGACUACACCCUGGCCCUGCGCCGAGCGCCGGACGAUGUGCCUCUGCUGGCCCCCGGGGCCCUGACCCUGCUGCCCAGCGGCCUGGGGCCCCCGCCGCCCCCCCCCCCCCCCCCCUCCCUGCACCCCUUCGGGCCCUUCCCCCCGCCGCCCCCCACCGCUACCCGCCACAACAACACGCUACCGCACCCCCAUUCCACCACUCGGGUAUAGGGGGCGGCUGGGGGGGGGGGAGGCCCUCCUCCCCAGCCCUCCCCGCCCGCCGCCGCCGCGGGUGGGCCGCGCGGCUCAGGAGGCAGGGAAGGAGGACUGGCCGCAGGCUUCCCGCGCGCUCCGGACGUGCCCCACGGCGGGGAGCCCUAGGUGGACAUGGGGUUCCGCACCAGGAUGCGUGUCUUUCCCAUGCCCAGCGGCCCGUCCUCCUCUCUGGACCGGGGCCUCGGAACAACGGGGGGUGUUUCGUGCCCUCCAUUGGGACACCAGUCUUCUUCGGUGUGUGGAAACUCGGACGUGUUUCCCCACGUGGAGGCCUGCUUUCUCACGAGGGGGUGUGUUUUCCCAUGUGCAGGGUGAGGUGUUUUUUUUUUUGCCGCCCUGGACACAUGUUGGCCCCCUCAAAAGAAUUCCUGUGGGGAUUUGUACCCCAGAUUCCCGUUCCCUCAUGCCUUUCCCCCCUCCCCCCACCUCCCCACCCCAUGGAGACCCUGGAAGUGGUGUGUUCAUGGACAGUGACCCUUGGGAAGGUACCGAGGAAAUCAGUCGUGCCCCCCCCCACUCCCACUCGGUGCCCCACAGCCCCCUCUGCCCCAGCGAAGCAUGUUUUUCCUCCAUGGCAUAUGUGAAGCCUGUGCUCCGGGUAGGAUUUCCUGCCAGGGGGAAGGGAGGAGAUGCGGGCGUCCCUGUGCUGCCUGGGAACUUGUUUUCCCGCGGGUCCAGGACAGGCGUCUCGGAGUGGAAACCUGUUCUUGCAUGUGGAUGUGUGUUUUCCCAUGCAGACGGCCCCUUUCCCGCCAGCAAUCCCCGGGCUCUGGGGCCUGAGGCCUAGCACUUAGCUCCUCCCCGCCCAGCAGGUGGGGACAGACCUCAGCCUGACCUAAGCUGAGUGUGGAGGGGGAGUGUACAAAUCCUGGGGGCAGAGCUCUGCGCCGUCUCCCCCCCCAAGAGGUGUCAAGUUGGGGGGCGUUGCGUGCCACCCACAGAGGCCAUGCAUGUUUGACCAAAGCCCUCCCUGGGGUCUGGGGACAGCCUUUCCCUCAAUCCUCAGACCAUUGCUCCUCCGUGCCAAACUGGGUUAGGUGGGUUUGAGGGGCGGGGAAGACCCCCAAAGUGUGCCAAGGAUCCCCCAGUCCUGGGCCAGGACAGGCAAAUGUGGGGACGGGUGGGCUCCGGGGGACGGAAGCGGCAGCGAAAGGGGUCCCGCCUGUCUCUCCUCCCUUCCCUGUGUCUCCUUCCCCCCCUCUGCCUCCGUGUCUCUCCUCCCAUCUCCGUCUUCCUCCUUGAAGCCGCCCUGUGUCAGCGUCAGGGCACCUCCUCCCGUCAGCCGCCCAUCCCCUUCUUUGACGAGGCCCCCCUUCCAUCCGCCGCCAGGGCUGAAGGAAAGGAGCCGUGGAAGGAGGGCGCAGGGGGCAAGGCCUCCCGGGGCAGGCUGGGGAGGGACUGAGAUCAGCGGUGCUGAGGGACA